AUGUUGGAGGGUUCUGUCAUUGAGGCUAAUUUUGUUAGACUUCUGGACUGUGCAGAAAUCAUAUCUGCUUCUGAUAAGCUAACGUGUGACGAAUUUUUAUCCUACCGUAGAAAACUUCAGGAAUUGUAUAAUUCGCUAACAAAGGCGAGCUUACGUCCGGCGGCAGAAUACCUUCACAUUUACAAAAGUCGAGUCGAUCACUUGUCAGAAGCAAAGGAGAGAUGCUCACUAAUAGACUCUGCUGAAGAGAUUGAAAGCAUAAAUGUUUUUGAAAAGGAUAUGUGUAAAUGGUUGAACUUCGACACUCAAGCAAAACGCUUUAGUUUGCGAAGUCGAAAGGCUGUCUUCUUUACUCGUAGUGCUUCUGAUUUUUCUAAAUGGUUGGAUGAACCGGAUAACAAAACUUCUAAUAAACAGGGUUUUGGUAGAGAUGCGCCAGACUGUCAUGUUCAUCAGCGUGCGAAACCUAAGUCGGAAAACACACGUUUUCUUUUGGAUGUCCCGAACUCCCAUUGUAGACACAGGGACGUAGAUGAUGAAGCGGCUCGUAUGAAUCUAGAUCUUGAGGGUGAUGGCGAUAGUAAAAUUAAGGGACAGGAGCGCAGUUUGCUUGAUGUGGAGAUAUUGGAGCGUGACAAGAUUGCCAAGGGUAUGCUCUACCUCACCGAGGAAUUGCGAUCGACUCAGCUGGCUCUAGGCGAUCGUGUACGCGCCGAUAUCAACACAUUAAAUGUCUCCAGCACUGUAGCUCAAGUCAAUGUUGAAUCACUAGCUUCAAUUUCCCGGCGAGUUCGCGAAGAACUGGGACACAAGUUUGGACUCUGUAUUUGGAUCCUUUUCCUCCUCUCUGUGAUCGUCUUUUUUUGGAUGGUCCUCUUCAUCAGAUUCACUCCAAAGGGCAGGGCAUUAUCUUAG
This is a messenger RNA of Hydatigera taeniaeformis, 915 nucleotides long. NCBI's taxonomy places the organism in Eukaryota, Metazoa, Platyhelminthes, Cestoda, Cyclophyllidea, Taeniidae. The record is from the annotation of a GenBank genome assembly.